CGGCGCAUGCGCUCAUCCUCCAGACGCGCGGGGUCCCCUGGGGCGCCGACCUAACUGGUCCUCGCAGUGGAAUUGGCAUGCUGUGGCGCUCGGGUCCCGGAUGGCUCCGGACACUGUCCACCUUGCGGCUCCGGGCACUUGGGCUGCAGCCCGGCCAGAGUAACGCGCGGCUCCCUGCCCUCCCGGUAUGGGCGGCCGCGUCGGUGUCGGCGGCCGCUCCAGGCGGAUGGUACGAGGCCCUGGCAGCGUCGGCGCCCGUGCGCGCUGCGGAGGAAGUGCUGCUAGGUGCGCACGCCGCCACCGGCCUGCCCUGGUGGGGCAGCAUCAUGCUCAGCACCGUGGCCCUGCGCGGCGCUGUCACAUUACCUCUGGCCGCCUAUCAGCACUACAUCCUGGCUAAGGUGGAAAACCUCCAACCAGAAAUCAAAAACAUCGCCAAGCACCUUAACCAAGAAGUUGCAGUUCGUGCACAUCAGUUUGGUUGGUCCAAGAGAGUUGCCAGGCUCACUUAUCUAAAGAAUAUGCGGAGGCUUGUUUCAGAUCUGUAUGUUCGUGACAACUGCCAUCCUUUCAAAGCCACUGUGUUAGUCUGGGUCCAGCUUCCAAUGUGGAUCUUCAUAUCCGUUGCCCUCCGGAACUUUAGCACAGGGGCAGCACACUCAGAAGCAGGUGUUUCUGUUCAGGAGCAGUUAGCUGCUGGUGGGGUCCUGUGGUUUCCUGAUCUCACUGCAGUGGACUCCACUUGGAUUCUGCCUGUCUCCGUUGGUGUGGUCAAUUUACUAAUAGUGGAGAUUUUUGCUCUCCAAAAGCUUUCAAUGUCUCGUUUUCAAAUGUAUGUUACACACUUUGUCCGAGCUGUAUCUGUGCUGAUGAUCCCGGUGGCUGCAACAGUUCCUUCUUCUCUUGUUCUCUACUGGCUGUGCUCCAGCCUCAUGGGCCUCUCCCAGAAUCUGCUGCUCCGCUCCCCUGGAUUCCGACAACUUUGCCGGAUACCACCAACCAAGUCGGAUUCAGAGACCCCUUACAAAGACCUCUCUGCUGCCUUUUGUGCCAAGUUCCUUUCAAGAAAAUGACGACAGUACACUUCCAGUAACUCUGAAAUUAUUGGAAAUGCCAUUUUCAGUUUCAUGUAUUGACUGGGAUAGCAUUUAAAUUGUCUUUAACUAUUAUGAAACCCUGUGGGAAAGAUAUAAUUCAGAUGUAUUUGAUAUUUUACAUGCUAGAAAUAAAUGUUCAAUUGUGAAAUGUAAAGAUAAGCCAUGAUAGUGUUAGAAAUAAAUGUUCAGUUGUGAAGUGUUAAGGUAAUCGAAGAUGCCUGGCCUUGUUGAUGCCAUCAUAGCUUUGCUGAGAACAGGAUUAGAUCCUGUGUGAUCUGUGUCCAACUGUCCACACAAUAAAGUUUUGUAAAUUAAAGGC
Molecule: messenger RNA, 1416 nt
Organism: Cricetulus griseus (Chinese hamster)
Lineage: Eukaryota; Metazoa; Chordata; Mammalia; Rodentia; Cricetidae
Source: RefSeq, a predicted model, not a curated record